CAGACGGUCUGUCUGUCAGUGAGUACAGACCUGCCUCAGUGAGGAGAGGACAGAAGCUGCUGCUGUCACCAUGGACAUCACUGUGAGCCCUAGUGUCUCUGCUGGGACCCCCGCGCCUCCCCACUCGUCGGACCGCAUGAAGAAUGCCGCGGACAUCUCAGUUAUUGUUAUCUACUUCGUGGUGGUUCUGGCUGUGGGCUUGUGGGCCAUGCUGAAGAUCAAUCGAGCAACAGUGGGAGGCUUCUUCCUGGCUGGCAGGGACAUGGCAUGGUGGCCCAUUGGUGCCUCUCUCUUUGCCAGUAAUAUUGGCAGUGUCAGUUUCGUGGGCCUGGCUGGGACUGGUGCAGCCUCAGGAAUUGCUGCUACCGUGCUUGAGACAAAUAGUUUGCCAUCGCUGCUGAUCCUAGGUUGGCUCUUUGUCCCCAUUUACAUUAAGGCUGGGGUGGUGACCAUGCCUGAAUACCUGAUGAAGAGGUUUGGAGGGAAAAGGAUUCAGAUCUACUUCUCUGUCCUUUCCCUGUUCUCAUCUGUGGCCAUGAGAAUCUCGGCUGACAUGUUCUCGGGAGCCAUAUUCAUCAACGUGGCCCUCGGGUUGGAUCUUUACGUAGCCAUCUUCAUCCUACUGGUCAUCACGGGGAUCUUCACUAUUGCAGGUGGCUUGGCCUCUGUGAUUUACACUGACACCCUGCAGACAGUCAUUAUGCUGGUCAGCUCUUUCAUCCUCACUGGCUAUGCUUUUGCAGAAGUGGGAGGGUAUGAGGCCUUCACUGAGAAGUACAUGAAAGCCAUCCCGACCGUCAUUACGGACCAAAAUGUAACCCUGAACCCAGAAUGCUACAUGCCCAAAGCAGAUGCCUUCCACCUCUUCCAGGAUCCCAUCACUGGUGAACUGCCAUGGCCAGGAAUCAUCAUUGGAAUGAACCUUGUUUCCAUUUGGUACUGGUGCACUGACCAGGUGAUUGUGCAGCGAUGCCUCUCAGGGAAGAACCUGUCCCAUGUGAAGGCUGGUUGCAUUUUGUGUGGCUACUUGAAGCUGCUGAUCCUUUUCCUCAUGGUGAUGCCUGGUAUGAUUAGCCGCAUUCUGUACCCAGAUGAAAUAGCCUGUGUCAUACCUUCUGAAUGUGAGAAACAUUGUGGAACCAGUGUGGGCUGCACCAACAUGGCUUACCCGAAGCUGGUGGUAGAGCUCAUGCCCAAUGGACUUCGGGGACUGAUGUUGUCAGCCGUGUUGGCAUCACUCUUGAGUUCCCUCACCUCUGUCUUCAAUAGUUCCAGCACUCUGUUCACCAUUGACAUCUAUACCAAAAUUCGAAAACGAGCAUCAGAAAGAGAGCUCCUGAUAGCAGGAAGGUUGUUCAUCAUUGUCCUGAUUGCCCUCAGCAUUGCUUGGAUCCCAAUAGUUCAGGAGGGUCAAAAUGGUGAAUUGGUCCAGUAUGUGGAGUCGAUAUCAAGCUACCUUGGGUCCCCCAUUACAGCUGUGUUCCUGCUUGCCAUCUUCUGCAAGAGAGUUAAUGAGCAGGGAGCUUUCUGGGGACUGAUGUUUGGCCUUGUGGUUGGUCUAACUCGUAUGAUCGCUGAGGUUGCCUAUGGGACAGGCACUUGCAUGGUCCCCAGCCAAUGUCCCGACAUCAUCUGUGGAUGGCAUUUCUCCUAUUUUGCCAUAGUCCUCUUCACAUUGACAGUCUUGGUUGUUCUUGGUAUCUCUCUGAUGACAAAACCUAUUCCUGACAUACAUCUGCACCGCCUUUGCUGGGCUCUCCGCAAUAGCCAGGAAGAACGCAUCGACCUGACCCCUGAGCAAAAUACCCAUUAUGGGCACAUUUCCUCACUGCUUGCCUCUCUUCCCUUUCCUCCAGAUGGCCCAGAGGAAUCACAAGGGUUCUUCAAGAGAGCCUGGAAUGCGUUCUGUGGGCUGGAGACAAAGAAAGGCCCCAAGCUGACCGAGGAAGAGAAGGCUGCUCUGCAGAAGCAGAUGACGGACACAUCUGAAAAACCCUUUUGGAGGAAUGUGGUGAAUGUCAACGCCAUCCUAGUCAUGGCUGUGGGCGUCUUCUAUCAUGCUUAUUUUGCCUGAAUCCUGCCUCAGGUUUCAAGCAGGGUCAACCAAGCCUGGACUACCAACCUUCCUCUUCCCUGUUAGCCUCUCAUUGGGCUGUGGAAGGGUAGCAAACAGGUAUAAUUUAAAGCUGGUGGGACGGGAAGGAAAAAAGAAGAAAAG
Phascolarctos cinereus (koala) is the source of this 2218-nucleotide messenger RNA. Its product is annotated as solute carrier family 5 member 4-like. Gene Ontology annotation, cellular component: plasma membrane. Gene Ontology annotation, biological process: transmembrane transport; sodium ion transport. The record is from RefSeq and is a predicted model, not a curated record. Gene Ontology annotation, molecular function: D-glucose:sodium symporter activity. NCBI's taxonomy places the organism in Eukaryota, Metazoa, Chordata, Mammalia, Diprotodontia, Phascolarctidae.